CUCGUGAACUAGAAUUGGACUGACUGGACUGACUGGAAUUGACUGACUAUUGUUGAUGAGCUCAGCAACAGUAACUUUAUAAGCAUAUAUAUAUAUACACACAGAACAGCGUCCUGGGAAAUCAUCUCUUGCAUGCACUCUCAGACGACUGACAGUCAGAAUGGUGAAGGGUCAAGUCUCAGGUAGCAAUUUUGAUGGUGUAUUUAACCCAUUGUAUUGUGAAGAGGAAAUUCAGGAUAAGGAUAAUCCUCCUAAUGGCCACGCGAACCAAGACAUUAAACAAGUGUCCACCUAUAUGACACCUUGGAAACAUAACAGACUGGCUGCAGUGAGCCUGGCAGUACUCGCUGCUAUUCUGUUGAUAGUUGAUAUCGGCCUGGGGGUCCACUACCGUGAACUCAAAGAUACCCACCUCACACUUAACGAUACAGAACGCAUUGGCGAUGAGCUGACCAAACUCCACGAUACGUACAAAACCGCAAUUAAAACCAUGAACGAUUACAAGAAGCAGCUGGAAGCUGAGAAGAGUGAUCAGACAGAAACCAACUGGGAGUUUGAACACCAGACAAAGAGAAGAACAAACUUUGAAGCGCAGAUUGCCAAACUGAGUCCGGACAUUACAGCACUUAGAUAUUCUUCACCAAUGAUUGCGGAUGGCUGCAGACACUGUCCACCAGGAUGGAUUUUGAUGAACUCAGUGUGUUACUACUUCUCUUACACUGAUGAUGCUUUGUCGAGAACAUGGCAAAGAGCCAGAGACUUCUGCCAGAUCUAUGGAGGUGACCUUGCAGUGAUUGACAGCAAAGACAAAGAGAAAUCAAUUGUAAGUCACUUAAAUAAAAACAACAGAAAGACCGACUUCUGGAUUGGACUAAAAGAUCCCAACGAGGCAGGGACUUGGACAUGGGUGGAUGGAAGAAUGCUGGCUGAGGGGUACUGGAAAGACGGAGAACCAAACAAUGUCAGUGAUAAUUAUGAGGACUGUGCAGCAGUGUAUCCUGUAAUAAAUUUCUUCAAGGCUUGGACCGAUUACAGAUGUACAAACAAGAUGAAUUGGAUUUGUGAAAAAGCUCCAACUUCUUUGAGCUAACAGUGCAUGUUUACUGCAUUUGCUAACAAGUUUAUCUGUUUGCAUAGUUUACUUCACCUGAGUGACCUUCAAGCAUCCUCUGAUAUUUUCUAGAAAGAACCGAAAUUUUACAAAAUCACUAUUUUGAUUUUUUAUGCACGUUACUACUACAUAAAUCGUACAAUUUGAUAACACUUUGUGGCAAAAUAUGGUGCCAUGCAGGUGCAGCUCUCGAGAUUUGUUAACAAAAAUUGACUUAGCUUCUGUACUGCACAGUGGUCUCACUGUUUUUUGUUGUUUUUCUUUUUACCAAAAUGUACCAAUCAGACUAAUGCACCAACUUCUUAGCAUUUUAAUAACUGCUGUACUGAUGUCUGCUAACACUGCAAUAAAAAUAACUAUCCAAA
Larimichthys crocea (large yellow croaker) is the source of this 1476-nucleotide messenger RNA. RefSeq names its product CD209 antigen-like. The record is from RefSeq and is a predicted model, not a curated record. The coding region runs from base 161 to 1090 and encodes 309 amino acids. Lineage: Eukaryota; Metazoa; Chordata; Actinopteri; Sciaenidae. The transcript is spliced from 6 exons.